AUGGCCGAAAUCAUUGGGGUUGUCGCGAGUUCGUACGCCCUUGGGCAAGCUUUCGUGACUCUACGAAAGCUCAAGGCGAUCCUCGAAGCUGCAAGGCUCGCCGAGUACGCCCAAAUCUUUGAGAGUCUACCACAGAGCGACCACAUCGGUCGGUUGGGCCCUGAGUUAGAGCUUGCAAGGACCAAACUCAAAAACGUUGCCGAUGGUCUGGCAGCUCUCUGCGCCCGAUGCUGUAAGGCUGACGGCGAGCGUUCCUCAAAGGCUAAGAAGGUGAAAUGGCUUUAUCUCCAGAGUGGCAUGACUAAAAUGCAGACGGAAGCCCACAACGCCAUGGAUAUAUUGCAGGGCUUUGUUGGCCACUGUAAUGCCAGGUUGGUUUGCCCGCGAGGAGUUGCACAUGCCGCACCUUCCUAA
Molecule: messenger RNA, 414 nt
Organism: Verticillium alfalfae VaMs.102
Lineage: Eukaryota; Fungi; Ascomycota; Sordariomycetes; Glomerellales; Plectosphaerellaceae
Exons: 2
Coding region: 1-414 (137 amino acids)
Source: RefSeq, a predicted model, not a curated record